AUGAGCAAAAACUACAAAUUAUUGAAUGAACUGUUCGAUAAAGUGUUGGCAUGCACAUACAUCCAAAGUGAUUAUAUGGAAGCAUUUAUUAUGAAAUUGGAUGAAAUUUACAAAUUUUCUGACCAACGAUUACCACUUAAUACACUUAUUUUUGUUAAUUCUUUGAAGUCAAGGUUUUAUUCACUUCCACAAGUAUUUGCACCUGAAUAUUAUCUUAAACUUGCUCUUGGUCCACUCCGUUAUUCGCUGCAUAUUUCAACUUCAAAUAUGUUCAACAUUGGUUACGUAGUGCUAGUACUGCGAAAUUGUUUGCUUUCUGUCGAGAAUGAGUCAAUAGGACGAAAUCAGUGGACGUUUUUCUUAGAAUUUCUUGCCGAUUUUUUAAUGUGCUGUGAGGAAUGCACAUUGUGUGAAGUGAGGGUGGUAUGCAUGGAUACUUUCAAAAUGUUUUUGUCGAAAUUUGAAUCGAUAGCUCAAGUUCUUAUCAUCCGGAAAUUGUUCAGCAUGAUUCGAAAGGAUGAAAUACAGAGAAAAAAUCUUCACAAAGUCAACAUUUACGAUGAAAAGUCAUUAAAAUUUGAAGCACAACUUCUUGCUUGGAUUAUCGAUUUAUUCCGUUCCAAGCUUAAUUACGAGGUGUUUCGUAGAGAACUUGGUUAUUUCUGGUGUGAUAUAAUUAAUAUACGUUAUCCAUGCCUCAGCGAUGGAUUACAGUACUAUUUGUCUGUCUUCAUAUUUGCUCAGGAACAGGCGCUGCGUAGGAUGAAUCCAGAAUUGGUGUUAAAUAUUUAUAAGCAUUAUCUUCAACCCUUGCAGUCGCAAAUAUCAGAUUGGACAGAAUUGGUGAAAGUCGAGGAACGACAGAUAAGUCGUGGAAGUCUUGAAGUGCCUCCCAAUCAGCUGUCUAUUAGUAUGGAGCGUUUAGAAAUGGAAAGCCGUCGACAACAUGACGUCCAAUCACUACCAUUGCUCCAGUUUCAGUAUUCACAAACUUUGAACUUUGUUGAAACUUUCCUGCGUUACGCACAUAUGCUAUAAUCGAUGAAUCUUAUGGACUCAUCGAUUAUAUGUUGAACUUUUUUCGACAAUAACGAAUCUUUUUCAAGACUGCCAGAAUUUAUGUUUGAAUUUCUCUUAUUGAUCAGAUUUGUAAUAUUCUCUUGGGU
This is a messenger RNA of Loa loa (African eye worm), 1166 nucleotides long. RefSeq lists its product as hypothetical. The coding region runs from base 1 to 1038 and encodes 345 amino acids. NCBI's taxonomy places the organism in Eukaryota, Metazoa, Nematoda, Chromadorea, Rhabditida, Onchocercidae. The record is from RefSeq and is a predicted model, not a curated record. The transcript is spliced from 6 exons.